UCGUCCCCGGCGCUGCCCAGAAGCUUCGCGUCUGUGAAUCCUAAUCUGAAGAGCAGCAUCCCCCCCUUGCCAAGGUCCCCCGUGUUGCUCAUCGGUGUGCUCGGGGGUGCGCCUGCUGGCACCCACAGGGGCGAGCCCAAGGGGUUGCGGGUGGCGGUGAGCGGGCGCGCCGGGCCGCCGAGUGCUUCAGUUCUCUCGAGGGCGUAGCUCAGAGUGCACCGCGCGCGGCGUCCGGCCUGACCGGGGGUGUCACCGUUUCGACUUUAUUUUCCAAGCGUAGACGACUACGCGAGAGGUCGUGUCUUCCGAUCAAGUGCGUGGCAACAUGGGGUCUCCCGCCACAACCGCCCAGGGCUUCGACGUGCUGAGCAACGAUAAGUAUGGCAGGUACGCGGUCGCGAGCAAGGACCUACCCGCCGGCGAGGUCCUGGUGAGCGAGCUGCCCUUCGCCGUCGGCCCCAAGCUGGACACGUACCCGCUGUGCCUGGGCUGCCUGGCGCCCGUGGACGCCUCGGCGCUGUGCUCGGCCUGCGGCUGGCCCGUCUGCGACGCGGACUGCGAGAAGCUGGCGCUGCACGCCGACAACGAGUGCGCCGUGUUCAAGGCGGCGGGCGUGCGGUUCGCGGUGCCGGCCGAGCCGGGCGCCGGGACCUGCCCGCAGUACGAGUGCAUCACGCCGCUCAGGGUGCUCCUCGCCAAGGAGAAGGACCCCGCUCGCUGGGACAAGGAGGUGAAGUUGCUGAUGACGCACUCGGACAAGAGGAAAGCGAACCCCCAGUGGGGCGCCAACCAGGUGAACGUCGUGGACUUCCUGCGCAAGAAGUGCAAGGUGGAGUCAAGGUUCUCCGAGGAGGCGAUCCACGAGGUCAUCGGCAUCCUGGAGGUGAACGGGUACGAGGCGCGGACGCCGAGCGGCAGCAUGGUGCUGUGCCUGUACCCGCGGGCCGCCAUCAUGGCGCACAACUGCGUGCCCAACACGGUGCACUGCAUCACGCCGACUAACCAGGCGGGCGAGCGCUACCGCAUCGUGGUGCGCACCGCGGCCGCCGUGGCCAAGGGCAGCAUGCUCUACACCUCGUACGCGCACACCCUCGACCCGACCAUGCUGCGCCGCGAGCACCUCCAGCUCAGCAAGUUCUUCGACUGCGACUGCGCGCGCUGCGCCGACCCCACCGAGCUGGGCACCCACAUGAGCUCGCUCAAGUGCACCAAGUGCGACAACGGCAUCAUCCUGUCGACCAACCCGCUCGGUGAGUACGAGUGGUGGCCGGCGGCCGGCUCAAGGAAG
Frankliniella occidentalis (western flower thrips) is the source of this 1288-nucleotide messenger RNA. Its product is annotated as SET domain-containing protein SmydA-8-like. NCBI's taxonomy places the organism in Eukaryota, Metazoa, Arthropoda, Insecta, Thysanoptera, Thripidae. The record is from RefSeq and is a predicted model, not a curated record. The annotation marks the transcript as partial. The transcript has 5 exons. Gene Ontology annotation, molecular function: protein binding.